Pezoporus occidentalis (night parrot) is the source of this 4677-nucleotide messenger RNA. It is a transcript of the gene ARHGAP35, whose product is annotated as Rho GTPase activating protein 35. Gene Ontology annotation, molecular function: GTPase activity; GTP binding; GTPase activator activity. Gene Ontology annotation, cellular component: cytosol. The transcript has 6 exons. Lineage: Eukaryota; Metazoa; Chordata; Aves; Psittaciformes; Psittacidae. The record is from RefSeq and is a predicted model, not a curated record. The coding region runs from base 130 to 4677 and encodes 1515 amino acids. Gene Ontology annotation, biological process: regulation of axonogenesis; regulation of cell size; Rho protein signal transduction.
CCGGUCCCUGCGGGAUGAGGAGGUGGGAGCCCGUCCUUCCCGUUCCCUUCUUGCCUUGAGAAGCGGUCGUCCCCCGGCGCCGCGGGGAAUCCUCUGCGAAGCCGUUGAGUGGGACAGGAUGUGCGGACGAUGAUGAUGGCCAGGAAGCAGGAUGUCCGCAUCCCCACCUACAACGUCAGCGUGGUGGGUUUAUCCGGCACGGAGAAAGAGAAGGGUCAAUGCGGCGUCGGCAAGUCCUGCCUCUGCAACCGCUUCGUGCGGCCCAGCGCCGACGACUUCCAUCUGGAUCACACCUCGGUGCUCAGCACCAGCGACUUUGGGGGCCGAGUGGUCAACAAUGACCAUUUCCUCUACUGGGGUGAGGUGGGCAGAGCCCUGGAGGACUGCGGCGAGUGCAAGCUGCACGUGGUGGAGCAGACGGAGUUCAUCGACGACCAGACCUUCCAGCCCCACCGCAGCACCGCGCUGCAGCCCUACAUCAAGAGGGCUGCUGCCACCAAGCUGGCUUCGGCCGAGAAGCUCAUGUACUUCUGCACGGACCAGCUGGGCUUGGAGCAGGACUUUGAGCAGAAGCAGAUGCCCGACGGCAAGCUGCUGGUCGACGGCUUCCUCCUCUGCGUGGACGUCAGCAGGGGCAUGAACAGGAACUUCGAUGAGCAGCUCAAGUUCGUCUCCAACCUCUACAAUCAGUUGGCCAAGACCAAGAAGCCCAUCGUGGUGGUGCUGAGCAAGUGCGACGAAGGGGUGGAGCGGUACAUCCGGGACGCGCACACUUUUGCCUUAAGCAAGAAGAGCCUCCAGGUGGUGGAGACCUCUGCUAGGUCCAACGUGAACAUUGACUUGGCCUUCAGCACCUUGGUGCAGCUCAUCGACAAGAGCAGAGGGAAGACCAAGAUCAUCCCUUACUUCGAAGCCUUGAAGCAGCAGAGCCAACAGAUCGCCGCCGCCAAGGACAAGUACGAGUGGUUGGUCAGCCGCAUCGUGAAGAGCCACAACGAGACGUGGAGCAACGUGAGCUUCAAGAUGCAGUCCUCCCCCGAGUACCAGGACUACGUCUACCUGGAAGGGACCCAGAAGGCCAAGAAGCUCUUCCUGCAGCACGUGCAUCGCCUCAAGCAGGAGCACAUCGAGCGGCGGCGGAAGAUGUACCUGGCCGUGCUCCCUCAAGCCUUCGAGGCCCUCAUCCCGGACCUGGAUGAGUUGGAUCACCUGAGCUGCGUCAAGGUGGAGAAGCUCUUGGAGACGAAGGCGGACUUCCUCAAGUGGUUCGUUGUCUUGGAGGAGACCCCCUGGGACGCCACGAGCCACAUCGACAACAUGGAGAACGAGCGCAUCCCCUUCGACCUGAUGGAGACCCAACCGGCCAAGCAGCUCUACGAAGCUCACUUGGAAAAGCUGAGGAACGAGAGGAAGAGGGCGGAGAUGAGGAGAGCCUUCAAGGAGAACCUGGAGACUUCGCCCUUCAUCACCCCUGGCAAGCCCUGGGAGGAAGCGCGGAGCUUCAUCAUGAAUGAGGACUUCUACAUGUGGCUGGAGGAGUCCAUCUACAUGGACAUCUACAGCAAGCACCAAAAGCAGAUCAUCGAGAAGGCCAAGGAGGAGUUCCAGGAGCUGCUCUUGGAAUACUCGGAGCUCUUCUACGAGCUGGAGCUCGACGCCAAGCCCAGCAAGGAGAAGAUGGGCGUCAUCCAGGACGUGCUGGGCGAGGAGCAGCGCUUCAAGGCCCUGCAGAAGCUGCAGGCCGAGCGCGACGCCCUCAUCCUCAAGCACAUCCACUUCGUGUACCACCCCACCAAGGAGACCUGUCCCAGCUGCCCUCUGUGCGUGGACUCCAGGAUCGAGCAGCUCAUCGGCUCCCGCUUCAUCCGCCCCACGGAGCGCAACCAGAGGAACCUGCUCGCCGACCCCACCAUCGACAGGAUCAACCUGGUCAUCCUGGGCAAGGACGGCCUGGCCCGAGAGCUGGCCAACGAGAUCCGGGCGCUGUGCACCAACGACGACAAGUACGUGAUCGAGGGCAAGAUGUACGAGCUGGCCCUGAGGCCCAUCGAGGGCAACGUCAGGCUCCCCGUCAACUCCUUCCAGACCCCGACCUUCCAGCCCCACGGCUGUCUUUGCCUUUACAACUCCAAGGAGUCCUUGUCCUACGUGGUGGAGAGCAUCGAGAAGAGCCGCGAGUCCACGCUGGGCAGGAGGGACAACCACUUGGUUCACCUGCCCCUCACCCUCAUCCUGGUCAACAAGAGGGGGGACACGAGCGGGGAGACCUUGCAGAGCCUCAUCCAGCAGGGCCAGCAGAUCGCCAGCAAGCUCCAGUGCGUCUUCUUGGACCCUGCCUCUGCCGGCAUCGGCUACGGCAGGAACAUCAACGAGAAGCAGAUCAGCCAGGUCCUGAAGGGUUUGUUGGACUCCAAACGCAACCUGAACCUCGUCAGCUCCACCGCCAGCAUCAAGGACCUGGCGGACGUUGACCUCCGCAUCGUCAUGUGCCUCAUGUGUGGCGAUCCCUUCCACACGGACGACAUCCUCCUGCCCAUCCUGCAGUCCCCGAGCUAUCGGCCUUCCCAGUGCGGCAGCAGCAGCUCCGUCCUCCUCGAGCUCUCCAUCGGGCCCCACAAGAGGCGCGUGGAGCUCUCCCUCCUCUCCUACCACUCCUCCUUCAGCGUCCGCAAGAGCCGCCUGGUCCACGGCUACAUCGUCUUCUACUCGGCCAAGCGCAAGGCGUCCUUGGCCAUGCUCCGUGCCUUCCUGUGCGAGGUGCAGGACAUCAUCCCCAUCCAGGUCGUGGCGCUCACCGACGGCUCCAUCGACAUCCUGGACAACGACCUGAGCAGGGAGCAGCUCACCGAAGGGGAGGAGAUCGCCCAGGAGAUCGACGGCAAGUUCACCACCAUUCCCUGCAGCCAGCCCCAGCACAAGCUGGAGAUCUUCCACUCCUUCUUUAAGGACGUGCUGGAGAAGAAGACCAUCAUCGAGGCCACCCACAUGUACGACAACGUGGCCGAAGCUUGCAGCACCACCGAGGAGGUCUUCAACUCGCCGCGAGCCGAUUCCCCUCUUUGCAAUUCCAACCUGCAGGACUCGGAGGAGGACGUGGAGCCUCCCACUUACAGCCCCUUCAGAGAGGACUUGUCCAUGCCCACCUUGGCCAAAGACCACUCGAAGCUCUCCAUGGAGCUGGAGGGGAACGACGGCUUGUCUUUCAUCUCGGUCAUGAGCACCUUCGAGAGCAAGCUCAACAACAAGGUCCCUCCUCCGGUGAAACCAAAGCCCCCAGUGCAUUUUGACCUUACCAAGGGGGACCUGUCCUACUUGGAGCAAGGCCACCGGGACGGGCAGAGGAAAUCCAUGACAUCCGGAAGCUGGCUCCCCACGGAUUGCUUCGACCCUUCCGACUACGCCGAGCCCAUGGACGCCGUGGUGAAACCACGCAACGAAGAGGAGAACAUCUACUCGGUGCCUCACGACAGCACCCAGGGCAAGAUCAUCACCAUCCGGAACAUCAACAAGGCCCAGUCCAACGGCAGCGGCAACGGCUCCGACAGCGAGAUGGACACGAGCUCCUUGGAGAGGGGCCGCAAGGUGUCCGUGGUGGCCAAACCGGUGCUCUACAGGACCCGCUGCUCCAGGUUGGGUAGGUUUGCGAGCUACAGGACCAGCUUCAGCGUGGGCAGCGAUGACGAGCUGGGCCCCAUCAGGAAGAAGGAGGAGGAUCAGACUUCCCAAGGCUACAAGGGGGAUAACGCCGUUAUUCCCUAUGAGACGGCCGACGGAGAGGACCCAAGGAGGAGGAACAUCUUGAGGAGCUUGAGGAGGACGACGAAGAAACCCAAGCCCAAGCCGCGGCCGUCCAUCACCAAGAGCACGUGGGAGAGCAGCUACUUCGGGGUGCCCCUGAGCGGGGUGGUGACAGCCGAGAAGCCCAUCCCGGUCUUCAUCGAGCGCUGCAUCGAGUACAUCGAGGCCACGGGGCUCAGCACCGAAGGGAUCUAUCGGGUGAGCGGGAACAAGUCGGAGAUGGAGAGUCUGCAGAGGCAGUUCGACCAGGACCACGGCCUGGACCUGGCUGAGAAGGAUUUCACCGUCAACACCGUGGCUGGAGCCAUGAAGAGCUUCUUCUCCGAGCUACCCGAGCCUUUGGUCCCUUAUUCCAUGCAGGUGGAGCUGGUGGAAGCCCACAAGAUCAACGACCGGGAGCAGAAGCUCCACGCGUUGAAGGAGGUGCUGAGGAAAUUCCCCAAGGAAAACUAUGAGGUCUUCAAAUACGUCAUUGGCCACUUGAACAAGGUGAGCCAGCAGCACCGCGUGAACCUGAUGACGAGCGAGAACCUCUCCAUCUGCUUCUGGCCAACGCUCAUGCGCCCGGACUUCAGCACCAUGGACGCGCUCACGGCCACGCGCACCUACCAGACAAUCAUCGACCUCUUCAUCCAGCAGAGCCCCUUCUUCUUCUCCUCUUCCUCUUCAUCCUCAUCCCGCUCCAUCCCGGAGCUUCCCGGUGCCGUUCCCACCUCUCCUUCGUCUCUUCCCAUCGGAGCUUCCCCGCUGGUCCCCGGCGCGGCUCCGGCGUCGCCUCCGCGGACGCCGCCGUCGCCGCCGCCGCCGUCGUCGUCGUCGUCGUCGCCGGUGCAAGCGCUGCUCCCGAGCCAGCCCCACGCGGAGCCGUCGGCACCGUGA